AUCAAAGUUCAAGAAAGUGGUUCGGUUUUCGUCGUUGUACAGCUUUCCUUCUCCGUCACUGAGUUAUUCAAAUCCUAAAUUGUUUACAUUUAGGUAGGUUACUUGGCUACUUCGUUCGCACAGGUAAUCACUUUACAAUAACGAUCAUUGAGAGUCUUAAUGUUAACAGCAAGAAAAGAACCAAAACAAUAGCGGUUUACCACGAAGCGAGGAAACAAUAAAACCUUUGUAUCUCGAGUAGUCACUCAAAUCUCCAGUCGUUUCAUUGGCCACAGCCAUAUGAAACGGAAACAAUUUCGCAUACGUUAAUUCAUCAUUAUUUUAUAUUUUGGUUGAUGGCGGUAUCCAUCACGAAUCUUCCUAGCAGGUCGUUAUGACUGACAAGUAAAGACUGCGUGUAAAUUUUCGAGGCAGGAUUCGAUAUGGCUGGUCCAAAGUCUUCUCUGACUUUUUCCUCGCUCCAAAAAUACACGCGGAAACGACAGCUGUAUGCAAAAAACGGAUUUUACAUCGCGAUUAACGCAACUGGCGAGGUGACAGGCACUAGCGACGAAAGCUGUUUAAACGCGGUUUUGCAGUUUCUCUCUAUUGGACCUGACCUCAUCGCCAUCUGGGGACUGAAGGCUAAAAAAUAUCUGGCAGUAGACAACAAAGGGAAAAUCUUUGCUACGGAAGCUGAGAGAAAAGAAUGCGUAUUUCGAGAGUUCUUUGGAAAAAACUUUUACAAUAUUUUUCGCACGUGUCACUCAGACGCAGACGGUAAGGGUUGGUACCUAUCCGUGGACGAGAAUGGCAGAAUAACCGCUGAGAAAGUUUCUUACAGUGAUGAGCCGAGACUUCAUUUUAUCGUUAAAACACUCAAGGAUCAAGAAGAGAGUGAAGUUAAGGAAAAAGAUCCUGCUGACACGUUGAAAAGCCAAAAUAGCAACAAGAGAUGUGAUAAGAAAACUGCUAAGGACUUUGGGCUUCCCUCCUCAGAAAUCGUGUGGAUCAUGCAGCAACCUUACCAUUUUGAGGGUAGCAUGUCAAGCACGCCCAGUCCCCCAAGCUCUUCGUGUGUUUCUGGCAGUUCGGCUUCCACUGGAGAAUGGACUGGAUCGGGCGAAUACUCCACCUCGGUAUGAUUAGUGGUGACGAGAAGUACAGCUCGUUUCAUAAUCGAGUAGGAGAAAAUUUAACUGAGUGGUUAAAUGACAGUGUGGCUGAGCUUUGAAUGGGGGAAUUGACCUCACGAAACACUAGUAUUUCACUCAGAAAAUGUUAUGUACGAAUGGGGCUUAUUUUAUAUACCCUGGAACAGGGAAAACUUAGAACUGGACAGAAAAAAUGUCAUCUUAUGAUAACGUUGCACAGGAACCCCAUGUAACUUUAUUGAAUUAGCUCCUUCGUUUUCAAACCCCCAGUUAUUCUGAUAAUCAUCAAAAUGUUGAAUGAAAGAAAUUCCUUGCUAGUCUUAAUAUAAGAACUUGACUACGUCAAAAAAGUAAAUUAUUACUCCGUUUUCUUCCGUUAUAUCACUGAGUUAUAUUUCGAAAGUUUUAUCGUUCUAAUAAGGGCGGAGAAAGGUAAUGACAAAACAGUUUUCCUUAACUAAUAUGGAGGAUUGAUUUCUUUGCUUAGAUCGCUCAGUUUCUAACAUACUUUAGUCUGCUAACAGAAGCUUGGAAGCAGAAACUUAUCACCGGGCAAUAAUUAAUGAAUUGGUAGCCUGAUAAAUAUUUAUAUAGUGUAUUUAAGAAUCUUUGAAUUAUUUGAACAGUCGACGGUAUUCAGAUAUGUAUAUUUUUAGCUCUAAAAUCAGAAGGAAUGUUUUAAUCCUUGUGACUCAGUUAUAUGAAAAUAUAAUCAUCGUGAUUGACUUACAA
Pocillopora damicornis (cauliflower coral) is the source of this 1865-nucleotide messenger RNA. Its product is annotated as fibroblast growth factor 16. The record is from RefSeq and is a predicted model, not a curated record. NCBI's taxonomy places the organism in Eukaryota, Metazoa, Cnidaria, Anthozoa, Scleractinia, Pocilloporidae. Gene Ontology annotation, molecular function: growth factor activity.